This is a messenger RNA of Quercus robur (English oak), 3066 nucleotides long. RefSeq lists its product as uncharacterized. The transcript has 7 exons. The coding region runs from base 746 to 1669 and encodes 307 amino acids. NCBI's taxonomy places the organism in Eukaryota, Viridiplantae, Streptophyta, Magnoliopsida, Fagales, Fagaceae. The record is from RefSeq and is a predicted model, not a curated record.
GUUUUGUCAAUAAAUUCAUUUUGUUUCACAUCUCAUCAUAUCUUUCUUCUCUCCAUAUUUUCUCAACUUUUUGAUCAUAGAUUCCUAUGGCUCUCCAAAUAAAAAACGGAGCCUCUUCUUCUUUCACUCCCCAAUUUAUCUAUGAUGUUUUCUUAAGUUUCAGAGGUGAAGAUACCCGCUAUAAUUUUACAAGUCAUUUAUAUCAAGCUUUAUGUGAUAAGGGUUUUAACACCUUUAUCGAUAAUGGCCUUUAGAGAGGAGAAGAAAUUUCAACAAAACUUCUUAAGGCUAUUGAAUUGUCAAUGAUUUUGAUUGUUGUGUUCUCUGAAAAUUAUGCAUCUUCUAGUUGGUGCUUAGAUGAGCUAGUAAAGAUUCUUGAGUGUAGAAAUAACAGACAAUUAGUUCUACCUAUAUUUUACAAAGUAGAUCCAUCAGAAAUACAUAAACAAAAGGGAAAGUUUGGAGUAGCGUUAACUCAACAUGAAGAAAAUUUAGAGGAUAGCUUGGAGAAGGUUCAAAGGUGGAGGACAGCUUUGACUAAAGUGACUGAAUUGUCUGGGUUGAUAUAAGAAAUUGCAAGCAGCUUCAGGAAAUUCCAAGGCUUCCACAAUCUAUACAAGUUUUGGAUGCAAGCAAUUGCUGUUCGUUGAAUCCACAAUCGUCAAGCAGAUUAUUGAAUCAGAUUGGAGAAUUUUUAGGGAUAUUUCCAAAUAAAGCUUGCAAGGGAACAAGAAGCAGGAUAUUAAUGGAUCCACAAACAUCAUCAACCGAAAUACUGGAUGAGGUUCGUCGCUAUCGCUCAGUUUUGCUUGACGUGGGCUCUAAACCUGAAGAUGAUUAUUUUGUAAUUAUACUACCAGGAACUGAGAUUCCAAAGUGGUUGAACUUAAACCAUGAAAGUGAUGGAAAUGUCAUAUCAUUUUGGGUUGGUCGCACAUUUCCAAAUAUAAUUGAUGUCUGUUUUGCUUUUGGACCGUUGAAAUAUCCACGGAUGUCUACUUGUAUUGUUUACCUUUCCAUCAAUGGUUGUGAAAAUGAGAACAUUAGUUAUAAUCUUGAAUUCUCCGACCAUCUGAUGAUAAUUUCUUUUUCGAAUAAGUACUUGCAAAUCCAAUUGAAUAAGUCAAAACCAUCUGAAUUAAAUUACGUUGAGUUAACAUGUGAAAUGGAGGAUUGGGUUAAAAACCCUCCUAGAAGGUGGGGGGUCCGUGUAGAGUGCAUUUGUUGUUCCCGAAAAUCUGAUGUUUUUCAGUUGCCGAGUCCAAGUGCUACGCAUAGCUGUGGGUCUUCCUCAGUCCCUCUUUUACCCACUUCUAGUUGUGGCACUAAUAUGGAUCAAUGGGCUUUCAACAAUGGAGGAGAUUCUAGACAUCGGCCAAGAAGAAACCAUCGACCACCACCCUAUGCCAGACGUCCCCAAAAACACUACCUGUCCCACUUCGGAUGGCUUCGAAUCCGAUAUCGUCUCUGGAAAUGGAGCUCUCGUGCAACCCGAAUUCCAACUACAAUGCUCAAGUCUAGGGCUCUAAUAAGGGAAUUGGAAGAGAUAGAUCCCAGGUCUUUCAACAAUGGAGAAGAAGAUUCAGGGCUUUCAGUGGCCCACACUUUUGUCAAUGAUUGUUCCAACUCCAAGUUGUGUCCACCAUCAAAGUGGACAAGAAAAUCUUGAUUGAAUUCGAUGCCAAGGUAUGCCUCCUUUAGUUGCAUUUUUGGAUUCACAUCUUUGGGUGCUUCUCUUUCUAUAUCUCUUAAUAAAAGGCUCAAUUAUAUGAUUAUGGCUCAAGUAUUUAUUGCAAACACUUGAGUCAGUAAUGAUGACAGAGCCAUAACUUUAGCAUUGUUGGGUUGAUAUCUGUAGCAGUUGAUGAAAGUAAUUCCUCAUACAUUGGAGUGUUGUGCCCAAAAAUGAUCAUUCUGUUCCCUAGGAUCCUCUGUUAUGAUAUUUUGAUGACUUUAUUCUAGAUGGAAUCGGGUACAGAUGUAAGUCUUUUCUUUGGUAGUUGAUGUCCUUAUUUUGUAGACAUUAGAAUGAAUCUCUGUAUCUACAGCUAUGAACAAGUCUCCUAUUAAAAAGUAAGCAUUAUUCAUGAGCAAAUAGCUAUGCUUGUAUGUCCUGUACAAAAAAUAUACAUGGCUUUAACUUUCUUAUAAAUAAAAAUAUUGUGGAGAAAAGGUCACUUAUUAACAAUGACCUAUAGCUCAAUUGGUGCUUCCUCCUCCAAUAAUAAUGGAAUGGAUGGUGAGGUCAUGGUUUCAAUAGGAGAAAAGGACGAACUUGAAUUGCAGCUCCAAGAGCAACAACUUCAUUAGGUUUUACAGUCACAAUGGGAUUUUUCCAGUCAUCUUCCUCACUAGUUCCUGAACAGCUGGAAUGCAAGUUGAACCACCAAUGAGGAUUACUUCAUCUAUCUCUUUGAAGGAUAGCUUUGCAUCACUCAAGGCAGUUUCAACCUGUCCUCGAAAGACAAGCAAGCUCCAUGUCUCAUAGAGAGUGCUGAGAAAGUGAAAAUGGAGCUGUCAUCUCUGACUUAGACCAAUAUUAGAUUAUCCAGCACCAUUGUUUUCCCCUUGAUAAGUGUCUUGGUGAACAUUUGCUUAUUUAGCCUGUGUGAAGCAUGAGUCUCAAAAAAAUUGCAGCCAUUAGGCUCCCUCUUUGGCACACAUUCCAUGAAGAGCACACAUCAAAGUUAAAAGAGUUGUAGAGAAAGUGGAAAAGCUGAAAUCAACGUGCCUAGCUACGGUAUAUAGCAGCAAGUCAGUGGAGGGAAUCUAAUGCUUAACUUCAGAGCUUGGGGUCGACAUUGAUCAGUAAUUCCCAAGUAGAGCCGAACUUCUUCUAUUUGGAUGGAAAUAGUAGAGCCAUACAUGAAUCAUCUUGUACAGUGGAUCCUUUGGUGCUGGAAAUGUCCAAUAGUUUUCUUUUUAUAUUGAGGAGUUUGUUCAGAUGAAGAAAAUGUGAAUAUGUUCAACACACCAUAUAUGUGAUUGUUUAAGUAUCUGUAAAAACAUGAAAUUCUUAUUAGUUUGUAUUGAUUUUUAUCAAUUGUGAUACUAGGUAUUAUAGUC